AUCGUGGGGCACUGCAAAGCGGCGAGAAAGGGUCCUUCUUAGCACUAGCGCGCUCGUGUUAAAGUCCGACAGGGAUAUAAACCCCCCCUCGCCUUUUUUUUCUCUUUCACCGCGUUCACUUUUUCCCGCUUUCUUUUCGCGGACGCGCCGCACCUUGCUCUGCACACCAGGUGUUUGUUCCGUUAAAGAAAGGUGAUUUUUCCCGCGCCGCAUGGGGACCCUCACCGGAUUUUUCACCGAGCAAACAAAUACUUGCCAAUCGCGCCAGCGAGAUGACAUGCCCGCAUCCGUCUUUCCGCAUUUCCCUACUCACUUUCGCUUAACCUUUAAAGUGGAUUUAUGAUGGGGCGGGGCCUCGCAAUAUAUUCACCGUUCAAUAGCGAGCCUUUUUCGCGCCGCAUGGUUUGAAGAGGGCAAGCAGAGGUCUUCUUGCCGCGGGUAAAGAGCCGAACUGACGCAGCGACCCCCACUCGCGCGUGACGCACGAGCGGAUAGGAACAUCCCGAAGAGAAAAAAAAUGCUAACGUAGACUACUAUGGACGUGAGAUAUGAGGGCAAGCAACUCUGGAAACGCGUCACAAACUAUUUCAGCAGGGAUUACCAAAAGGGGGAUGAAACAGGCACACUGAUAAAUGGCAACAGGCACAACAGCAACGACGAAAAUAGAAGGGUGAAGACAAGGACGCUAAACUUUAUGGCCUCGUCCGCCCUAGUUUUGUGUGUGCUGCACCCCUUGGACAUCAUAAGAACGAGGAAGCAGAUAUACAGAGUGUACAAGAAUUCCUACCCCUAUUACUAUAACAAUAGAUACAAUUUGUUCUACAUUUUGAAAAAAGAAAAAGUAGAAAGCAUUUAUCGUGGCUUACUGGCUACCUUGCUCACCACGGGGGUCUCCCAUGGCAUAUUCCGCUUUACAUAUGACACUCUCAAUUAUUACGUAUUUAGGCAGUUCAACGAUGUUAAUGGGGUGAAAAAUAAAGAAGACGAUGCCGCGAUGGGUGGAAGUGAGGGGAAGCACCUAGGGGGAGAGCCAAACCAGGUGUGCAACGCGGAGUUGGGAGAUGCCCUCGGAGGGAAGGCAAUAGAAAGUUCAAGGGGCGGUAGAGAAAUAUCAUCAGAAAGCCCCAAUUUUGUAAAAAGUACUACCGAAAGAAGACAGGACAACUUCAUGAUCGCCAAUCUGUCUCAUAAAAAGCAAAUUAGCGAGGAAGACAGCGCUACAGAUAGGGUCAAGAAAGACGCACCAAUUAGCGGUGGCAAAAAUAUGAAUUAUUACAUCAUCACGAGCAGCGUGAGCUCCAUCAUUAGUGUUUUUAUUCUACACCCAAUAUGGCUUAUUAAAACGAAAAUAGAGUGCACCAUAAAUUUAAACUACAAAUUUUUAAACUACAAAAGUAGGAUAACGAGCAAACAUUACAACAUCUUUGUGGCAAGGAAUAAACUGUGUGCGAGUAAAAUUGCCCCCAAAGUGGCCAAAGUGUUCCUUUUUUUUGGCUAUCAUUUGGGGAGGAAAAAUGGGACAGGCAAAAAAAUCAAAUCUUUCCUGAAUGACGAUAUGCUCAAGUUUUAUAGGAACAAUUUUGUGUGCAAUAAAAAAGUGAAGACAAAAAAAAAGUUCAACCAUCUCACAUUUGCAAAUGAUAAGAAAGGAUCUUUACACAAAAGCGUAAAAAGAAAAAUUGCACACAACUAUUUAUUGUACAAAUAUUACACCUUGUCAAUUUUGGAGAGAAAACAAAUGACGAAAAUGUCAAUUUCAAAUCACCGCAAAAAAUUUUCGCGCAGAUAUUUGACAUAUUUGAAAACCUUCCUCAGUGGUAAUCAAAUAUUGCGGAUUUUUAAAAGGGAAGAAAGUAAAAAUGCCAUAAGUACCAUUUAUAAUUACAAAAAUUACUUCCAAUUUGUGUAUAAUAUAUAUAAGAAAGAAAAAUUAUUUUCAUUUUACAAAGGCUUUUUAACAUCCAUAUUGCUCACCCCACAUGUAGCCAUUCAGUUUUAUACAUAUGAAUAUUUAACCUAUCAUUUUAGUUGCGAAUAUUUCAGAAAUGAGUUCAUCGGAAGGGAUACCCACAUUUCUUCAAACACGCUAGCCAAAACGUUGCCAUUUUUGUAUGGCGUUUUGUCAAAAUUUAUUGCUGUCAUGUUUACCUAUCCGUUGUACACUAUAAAAAUGAGGCAACAGGUGCAGAUGAAAAAUUAUGGCUUCCUAAAUGUGGUAGUUAAUAUUUUCAGGCUAGAAGGAAUCAGAUCUUUCUAUACUGGCUUUAAUAUGCAUUUACUAAGGAACUGUUUGCAAAAUGGAAUGCUCUUUUUUAUAUUUGAAUAUUUGAAUGCUGGCUCCGCGAGGGUGAAGUGA
This is a messenger RNA of Plasmodium vivax (malaria parasite P. vivax), 2356 nucleotides long. RefSeq names its product mitochondrial carrier protein, putative. Gene Ontology annotation, biological process: nucleotide transport; folate import into mitochondrion. Gene Ontology annotation, molecular function: FAD transmembrane transporter activity; folic acid transmembrane transporter activity. The record is from RefSeq and is a predicted model, not a curated record. Lineage: Eukaryota; Apicomplexa; Aconoidasida; Haemosporida; Plasmodiidae. The coding region runs from base 536 to 2356 and encodes 606 amino acids. The transcript has a single exon.